UUUAUCCGAGAUACGAAGCGAGGGAAACGUAUUGUAUAUGCGCGAUACAUACAUAUGUGCUGCAUGGCAACGCGUAUUAUUAUGCGGUUUAAGAAAUGCGAACAUCCGUUACGUCUUUUAUUGUAUAAUAUAUAAUGUAUAUAAUAUAUGGGGUGAGGAAAAAUACGAGCGUUCACCCGUAACGUCACAUCCCAUCAAUCGCAGAAUAAUAUGAUAUAUCGAGCUCGCGAGAAGAAACCGGUCGUUCCGAAGAGCGGGUUGAUGGAUAAAAAAUUGAAAAUGAAAGGUAUAAAGAAUCGGUCGAGGAUCCCCCUCGUCGUCUGGAGAAAGAAAUGAAAUAAAAGAGAAAGAAGCGAAAGACAGAAAGAAAGAAAGAAAGAAAAAGAAUUCCAACAGGAGAAAAGUCAAUCGGGAGAAUAAAUGCCGCGGGGGGUGCGGUAUAAUUUGAAUAUUCAUGUAUUUAUCGUAUAUAUACAAGAAAAACCGGUGGAAUAAAAACUAAAAAUAAGAAAGAAGAAUAUAAAUAAGAACACAAUAUCACAACUGAAAAUAAUUAUCUCUACCGGUAAAGAUCUCGGCACGAUCCGGGAACCGUAAAGAUUUUAAAAACUUUAUCCGGUUAUACGAGAUAAGGAAGCCGCGAACUGAAACGAUCGAAAUCUCUCCGCAGAAAAGUUUCUUCGACGGUCUCGUUCCCCGAAGGAGGGGGUGAGUCCGGAGUAUGGAAUUACACGAUUGUAAGCUGCACGAGUGCAAGGUGUAAUUUCAACUCGAAUGACGAAUGAGAUGAAAAAAUGUAUUUUUUAACGAAACCCAAGACGCUCGACGUCAAAUAGAUAUUUCCGGGUCGAGUGCAGUGACUUUUUUUCUUUUUCAUUUCGACGAAGUUUGUUCCGUUUUCGGUAACUUCGGGAUUCACCCGCGAACGAGUUGAAUUACGCUGCACACGGGCGGUCGGUCGGCCCUUUAGGGACGAGAAAUGAGAAAAAAAAAGGGAAGAAGUUAUCCACGUACCACAUCUGCUUCGAGCGGUCCGUCCAAUUCUCGCGUUCGUUAGCUAGGUCUUUCUAAAACCGAGCGAACCGAAUCUAUGAUCAAACAACUUUGAGCCGCUAGAAACACGCGAGAUGCCAAUUAUUAUUACAACCUACUUAUUGCCAUGGACUUGAGCCUGCACCCUCAGGUUAUCCCGUCAGGAUUACUUUGGGAAUAUUCUUUUCCGGUACACCGUAUACAAUAAUGAUCGGCGCUGCACCCGGCCCCCAACCGUAGGGAGUGAAGCGCGUAAAUCAGCCGUUUCUCUGGGCGCGUCCAGGAUCAGGAUCAGAAUCAGGAUCAGGAUCAGGAUGAGGCUCGUGUGAUCCUCGCUCGUCAUUUGGGAAGCAUAAGAUCUUGAUUAUGUAGCUGACCGAGGAUUGGAGACAUUUGAUGGUCUGAUCAUACCCCGAUGAGCUCGGUGAAACGUUACUCGGAAGGCUGAUAAAUAUCGCGGCUAGGAUGACUCAGGUGGCAAACAAUAUUCCGGCUACGUAGCGAGAGUGAGUUUUGGAGGCCAAUAUCAACGGGGGACAGAGGAGGAUGCCGUCCGUAUCGGUGUACCUCGCGUUUCUCGCCCUUGUUAUCGGGGCGAGUUCCGCCCAACCUUAUUUAGCCAGAGAGAUAUUGUCGCAUCCGCGUUGCCACGUACACAACGCGGUAACGCGAUGCUACAACGUCGAGAUACCGGACUUGGAAAAUUAUCUGAUGGCGAUAGAAGACGAGAGUCACACGCUCGAGAUAACUCAUUCGAAUCUGACGACGCUCAGCAGAGAACCGUUUCACGCUAAAACCGAUUGGGAGGUGAUAUACAUGGCGCGUAACGGUAUAGCCGAAAUAGAGUUCGACGCGUUUUUAAAUUUGAACAAAGUAAUAACGAUAAAUCUGGAGAGGAAUUUAUUGAAGUCGUUAAACCCAAGGACAUUUUCAUACUGUUAUUUACUUCUUAAGUUAGUGCUAAGCUACAACCCCCUCGUACUGAGCGAGGAGGAAUCUUUCCUCGAAGCUAAUCAGCUCGAAUACCUCGACAUCUCGUUCACGAAUAUCACCGAACUUCCUCUGAAUACUUUUAAGCUUUUACUGAAACUCAAGUAUCUGAACAUCUCUCACAACCUCCUCGAAGUACUGGACAGCGAGGUGUUCGCACCUCUGUUGCAACUGGAGGAACUCGACAUCACCGACAAUAACUUCAAGGUCAUUGACUACAAGGUCUUCUCCAUGUACAGCCUAACGCAGUUGAACAACGAAUGGAACUGCGACUGCGACUUGAAAAUAGUCUUCUACAAAAUAUUUGAAAACGUCACGUUGGCACCGGACGCCGUGAGAUGUUCCGAGAACAUCACGUGGCCGGAAAUGAAGAGUCUCGAAUGCAACAACUACGUACCGAACAAAACGUUGUACAACAAUCUCGAGGAAUACUGGGCAGCGACCGGCGUCGGAAAACAAAUUUCAACCCUCGAGGAAUCCGUCAUACCGCCCGAUAUCCUUCUGGUUAUACUGUCGUCGGUCAUAGUGAUCCUCAUCCUGAUACUAGUCCUGGUUCUCAUCUGUUGGUUCAGAACCAGGAACAAGGUGAAAAUAAAUCACCCGGAAGAGCACAGCUUGGACACGAGCUGGCAAUACGGUACCGUGUCGAUGCACAGGGCAGGAUAUGACACGGCGAAGGGAGGCGUCGGGACGCUCACCGUGUCCGCACCUAUUCUUCAAAAUUCAACGCUCGAGGGCAUACCGAUGACGAGUAUAAGACCCACGGCCCCCCGAAUGUCGGAUGUUUAUCAAAGGAUAGAUCCUACGGAACCAGAUGUCAGUUACUCGGAUCAGGAGGCCGACGACGUUGCCUUGUACGAGAGGAUGCAUUGAAUGAUAGCGUGUUCGGAAAUAAGGAGGAUAAGUCCGUACAUCGGCGAUAUUGUGAUAUAUAUAAAAUGAAAUAAUAACGAACAUUCGAUGCGUGUCAAGUGUGGAAUGAUAUAUCUUGUCUUAAAUUAAAGUAUAGGCAUAUAAAAAUGGGGGUACGAUGUGUAUACCGACGUGGUGUCCUUGCCAAUUUAACUCAGCUGUAAUAUAUUAUGUAUAUCUAAUGUCAAAUCUUAUUGUGCAAGACUAAAGUAAUAUUUUUUUUUCUGCCAGUCCGCGCCCGUUGUGUUUUUGGAGCGAAAGAGGGAAAUUAUUUAUCUGAACUUUACACGGACUUGCGGCUAGCGGUUCGGACCGCCAACGUCAGCCAUUGGACUUUGAUGUUAGGCUUAACAAACUAUACAUAUUUAUUAUCAACACUAAUUAUCCUUAUCAACUUGACUUCCUCGCAUUCGCUGUACUUCACUUUUGUUAUUAUGUUGAUUUUCAGUAUCGCGGUAAAGUUGAAAGCACAUAGCGCGCGGCUCUCGUGAACAUGUCACGCAUCUUGGUAGAGAACACAUCUGUUGCCUCCGGCGUACAGAUUACACUUUCCAACGACGUUACUCUCUUUCCGCAAGGUGCAUAAAAAAUUAUCGCUUUUGUAUUUAAUAUUUUCAUUUGAUAAUUUUCAAUUUUACUCAUUCCGCGAAUUCGUCACCUUCGAGAAAUGAUCGGAUGAUUCGUCGGUUGAUCGUUGCUGAUAAGGACGUUUUAUUAUUUGGAGAAAAAGUGAGAUGAGAACGAAAAUCGCGUUCGCGCGACGAACCAAUUCCAAUUUAGUUAGUACGUAACUGACUUUAAAAACCUAUCCAGCCGGGCGAUCCUCUCGGUAAUGAUCUCGAAUGAGGAGAUCCACCUACUUUGUCUCGGUGUCAUUAUUCUUACGAUAAUUAUCAGAGCGCCAAGAUUCACGGGGUUAAUCAAUUCCUCUUCUCGUCUCUCUCUCCUCCCUUCUCUUCCCUCGCCGUCCACUGCGCCCCUCGUCGCUGCAGCCUUUCAUUGGUAAUAAUCAUUCCGUACAUACGUUUAUACGGACGACGUUGGAAUUUCUACGGAGGAUAAAUUAUCGGUUAAUAGUCUGAACGUUCAAAGUUACGCGGUCGUUUGGGUUGAGGAUAUAAAAUAUAGAGGAAGGCGUUGUUUUAAAUCACCGAGAAAUUCAACCAUCGCCAUGCUUGUACCUCGAUCAAGAGAAAUAGUUGAAAGUGAUUGAUUCUUGUUCAAUUAAUGGAUGGAGAAAUAAAAUAACGAGCACAUCUCGAUUAUUAUCAAUUUCGUACGAGUCAUUUAUUUUUAUUAUUUUUUUUUUUUUUUUUUUCGUUUCGUUAUUCGAUCGUAAUAACUGCUGUUGUUGAUAAUUUUUCCAAAAUCAUGUUAGAAUUCUCGUGACCCUGUGCUACGCGGCUAUAUAUCUAUGUGUAAAAUAAAACAAUUAUUGUUAUUGAGGUGAGAAUAAAGUCAAUUUGCGCGAAUAAAAUUUUUAACGAUAAAAUAAUUGGUGAAUUUGAAUAUUAUAAUAACCGAGGUGAGGAAAUUUCUGCAAAAUUUUAUCAACGAUAAAAUGCACAAAAAGAAAUUUUUCAUAGGGAGACUGAUCAGAUGCCUGACGCAUAACGAGGAAAAAGUAAAUAAAUAAAAUAAAGAAUUUUUCUGGCGUAGGUUUAACGCGAGUUCUACACGUAACGAAUAUUAUAUUAUAGAUACAUGUAUGAUAAUCAGAUGUGCAUAAGUAUACAUAGGAGAGAAAAGGUAAUCUAAAAAUUUAGAAUUGUUAUUUCAAAGAUUAUCCGUUGUCAGUAAAACGAUAAAUAGUUUCGAAAAAAAAAAAAAAAAACGAAGAAUUAAUGAAACAUAAAUUUGAGAAUGGUAAAUUGAAAAUCAAAUCAAAAAAAAAAAAAAAAUGAAAAAACUGAUUAAUAUCGAUCGUAAAAGUAGGAAAAAUUUCUCCGCUGUGUGCCUACAUAUCGCAAUCCCGUGGAGUUAUUGAUUUAAAUAUUAUAUAGACAUAGAUAUACUUCAUGCCUAAUUGUCAAUUAUUAAUAAUCGAUAAAAAUUAAAUAUCGAACAAGCUGCAAAGUGAAUGUUAUUAAAUUUUUUUAUUUCCAUCUUUAUUUCUAUUCAAACUUUUUGCAUCUCAGAUCAAAAACAUUUUCUAGAAUGUCGAUAUUUCGUUCCAAACUUUUACAAACAGCUAAUGUACCGAAGUAACACCACGGAAUUAAUGUAAAUAAUCAUUAAAUUAAUAUAAUUAACAAAAUACACAGAUGACAAUGUAUGUACUAGUUCCUAAAUGCGUACGUAUAAAUCUAACGAAAAAUAAAAUAAUGAAAAAUGAACCCUCAUAUUUGGAUAUGAUUGUAACUCAGAUUAUAAGAUACACCCGACUCACUGGAAUCAUAAGUCGAGAGGGAAAAUUUUUUUUUUUUUUUGCCAAUUUUGAUUGUGAACUCAAUCAUUAUUUGUUUCUCUUUUCCAAUCUGAAAGAAUUCUAAUCGGAUGUUCAAAAUACACAUCGAUUUCUUCGAUUUUUAGAGGAUGCUUUCAGUCUUAGUUAUAUCAUCUCUAAAUAAUUGAUUUUCUCUCUUUUUUUUUCUUCGUUUUUUCAUUUCUUUUUUGAGAUUAUAAUAAAACUGACCUUGUAAGAUAAAACUGAGCUACAUAGAAUAACAUCUUACACUAUGCCCACGCGUAUCACACUGAAUAACUUACCGAACAAACGGUUAAAAACUUUAUUCACAAUGCGUAGGUGUAUGCAGAUAUAUUCUUAGUUUCUUUUUUGAUUUCUGUACUUUUCUUUAUUUUACUUUUGUUUGUUAUUUAUUGUAGCCUUCUUUCAAGGUCUUAUUUUCUCGGAUCAAACAGUAAUUGAAAGUAUAAAGUCCUCUUUUUCCAUCCGCAGUUUGAACAAUGAGAAAUAAUAAAAUAUAAGUUGCCUGAACGUCUAUUAAUGUCUAUAGAAAAAAUUACAUAAAAAUCACGAAUAAACCUUAGAAUUAAAAACGUUAUUCGUAAAAUAAAUUUAAAAAUCUAUGCAAGAAAAUUAUUAAGAAGAAAAAAACGACACACGUUGCAUAACUCGUAUACCAAAAAAACUACUACACGGCACCGAUGGAAAUGGUUUUUUAUUUCUUUUCUUUUCAUGUUUGAAAAUUCCUCGGAUAUGAUAUAAAAUCGAGAAAAUAUUGCUAUAUUAGAUAUAAAUAAUAACGAAUACGAAUGUAGAUUAUGAGAUUACGAGGAUAGAAAUAACUUAUCAACAUUAUAAAUAUAUGUAACUGCAUUAAGAAAAAGUAAAAAAAAAAAAAAGCGAAAAAAAGCAAACAACCGUAACUUAAUCGUAUACAAAUAAUAAUAUAUGUAAAUAAGUUGAUUAAUAUUCAUGUGUGUAAAUACGGAUAAUAUUGAUAUAUAUAGUUGCCCUGAGUCUUCAAUCAUGUUACUAUACAUAUAAACUAUAUGAUAUUUAAAUGAAAAAAUAUAAAAGAAAAGGAAAAAGUAAAAUAAAUAAAUGCAAAAAGAAAGUGAGUUAUAUCGCUACGACGACUGUAAUAUAUUGUACAUAUAUGCAUUUUAAGCAUGACCUAAUAAAUAUAUAUAUAUAUAUAUAUGUAUUUUAUAAAA
Messenger RNA from Athalia rosae (coleseed sawfly), 6555 nucleotides. Its product is annotated as leucine-rich repeats and immunoglobulin-like domains protein 1. The transcript is spliced from 4 exons. The record is from RefSeq and is a predicted model, not a curated record. Gene Ontology annotation, molecular function: protein binding. NCBI's taxonomy places the organism in Eukaryota, Metazoa, Arthropoda, Insecta, Hymenoptera, Athaliidae. The coding region runs from base 1579 to 2895 and encodes 438 amino acids.